AUGGAAAAUUUAUAUAAUUCAAGACUCAAACAUACCAUGGAGACUUGGCAAGGAAAAGAUUCUGCGACUGUUUAUACAAAAAUUCCAAAAAGUAUGGACCAUUCGUCUUCUGUUGUCAAAUGUGUGAUAGAUCGUCUCGAACAAUUGAGAAAAAAUGAAAAAUCUGUGAAGGAAUACGGCCUACUUCUUGAUGUAGGUUGUGGCAAUGGCGCUUCAAUAAGGGAUUUUCUUCCUUAUUUUCGUCGUGCGGUGGGAAUUGAUAUUAACAAAUAUCAAGUCGAUAUUGCAAAACAAAUGACCAGAUCCGAUAAAACGUCUUUCUAUGUUAAGAAAGGAGAUCUGUUCCCAGUGGAGGAUUCCUCAGUCGACUUGAUAAUUUGCGCAGAAGCGGCUCAUUACAUGGACAUGAAAGCGUUUGUACGGGAAGUGCCACCGCAAAAUUAG
Styela clava is the source of this 444-nucleotide messenger RNA. Lineage: Eukaryota; Metazoa; Chordata; Ascidiacea; Stolidobranchia; Styelidae. The record is from RefSeq and is a predicted model, not a curated record.